AGCGCUGCUUGCGGGUGGGUGUCUCUGAGUUAGUUACCUCGUUAAGGGAAGAUGGGCCGGCAGCUCGCAAAGCUUCCCUUGGUGGGAGCCGAGGAACGGCCUGGAGUUGCGUCUUUGGGGGGACGCCGGUCGGAUGCCGGCAUGAGGUUCCGUCCGCAGAGAGGUCGGGCGUGGAGCGGGCUGCGUGCGGCGGUCGCAGCUCCAGGGCCCGCAGCUGGAGAGCUGGGAUAGCUGUCUCGGCCGUAGGGUUUGAACUUUGAAUGGUGCUGUGUGGAGCCGGGAGCGGGGCUCUGUGAGCCUCAUGGGUCCCUUCGACGGGGUGCCUAGCUGACAGAAGGGGUGCUUGUAUUUCAUGUAUUGAUAGCUCUUCUUCGCACUAGCAUUCCAUACGCAGUGCUUUCUUAACUAAUGUCUGCUUUGGAGAAGGAUAGCUAACAGAAGCUGGGAUCCGGCUCCUUCAUUUAGCACUUGUCCAUAUCGCAAACAUUUAGCCAUGCUGUUCUGGUAGUGACUGCGAAGCAGGGUUAUCUUCAUAGCUUUUAAUCCAGUUAAAAUUCAUACAGAUUACAAUGUAUACUGAUAACUAGUUUAAAAUGCCAGUAAUUAGUGGGUUUCCUGAUUGUGAUUGCUUGAUAAGUCCUAUCAGAUGAUUCUACGAAUGAGACACAGAGCAGGGAUAGCACCUAGGUUGCUUUUCCGUAGUUCUGACAGCUCCAUAUCUGUUAGCAGGUCAGCAGGUGUGACUGAAGACAGAAGUAGAAAUGAGGCAAAAGACUAGUGACUAAGUUUUCUUCUGUUGAACAUUCUUCUGCCUUUACAGGCAGCCACUUAGCAUGUCAGCAGUGUUAUUUAACAUACGGAAUUCAUUAAUGGAGGUGCUAAAGCUUAAGAAUUUCAAGCACAAUUCUAGCCAUCAAGUGUAAGGACCUUAAGGAGAAACUUACUUCCGGGGGUAGGUUAUUCCAGAAUAUGUAUGUUGCAGUGUUACUUGAGGUAGAUGUCACUAGUCAGUGCUGUUAAUGGGCUCCUGCUCUGUCUGUUAUGUGAAGUUCAAAGUUUCUGUAAUUUUAAUUUAAAUGUACAGCUCUAACAUGAGAUGAAACUUGAAAGAGUUGCUUUAUAGGAAAUUUUUAUGAAUAGUAUUGGUCAAUUUCUGUGUUUCAUCCUGUCAGCUUUUUGUUAGCUAAAGUCUCUCCUACCUUUUAUAAGAGGAGAAACUGUUCUUAGUUUUACAAAAGCCUACCUACCCUUAGGAAGCAUGGGAAGGUUGUUACAAGUACGUGUCGCAGGAGGCCAUCAUGUAACUGCAUUUUUCUGUUUUGUCACUACUAGUUCCAGACUUUCAGUAUUUUCAUUCAGAAAGGGUAUGGGGAGGCAUUUCUAAGGCCACAUCUCCACUAGGAGUGACUUGCAGGUAUACUAUGUGUUGUGCUUUUAGCAGUAUGGAUUUCUUCAUCCCUGUCUUGUUCUCUGAUCACAAGACUUGCUUCAUUCAGAGAGUGAAACAGACUGUUAUAACAAAACCACAGCUUUGCAGGUUUCAACUGUGUUUGUUGUGUGGGCUUCAUCCAGCAUGGCUGACUUAUUUGCAAUCCAGCUCCUAGAAUAGCUGUUUGGAAGACAGAUGUAACCUGGGCAACUUUAAUUCUUGGGAAGAAAUUGUUUAUGAGUAGCUUUUAGCUUGUUUUGCCUUUGUAGGAAGAAAAGUGGCUCUAAUAUUUUAGUUGUCUAUUUACAUUUCAUUCUUUGAGUCAUUUGAGCUACCCCGAAAGUCUCCAAUUAAUUUACUGGCAGUGUAGAAAGAAAUAAGUGACUAUUCCACUUCACUCAGGAGAGCCUUGAUUUAGUUGCAGAUGACUACUGUACACUAUAUAUCUGUUAUUUGAUCUUGGUUAACCAUCGUGCUGAACUUCAGCCAUCCAGUAGAGCUGGGCAUUGCAUUUUUGCCAGUUCAAGAAAUUACAUUCAUCUAUAUAGAUGUGGUUUGGUGGGCAUGGUGCUGAUGGGAGGGUGGUUGGACUUGAUGGAGACUGGAUGGUCUUAGUGGUCUUUUCCAACCUUAAUGAUUCUAUGAUUCUAUUUAUUAACAUUUGUGGCCACAGAAGCUGUGAGUUAUUGCCUCAUCUGUCGGAAUUUUUAGCAAAGUUAGAAAUAUGUACUGUGCUCCCAAAAUGAAUGUACCAUGCACCAGUGAUUUUACGUAUGGAACGAUUCUACUUCAGGUAAUACAGUAAGAUUGGCAGACCUGUGCUCUGUACUUGACUUGCCAAGCUAUUGAAGGAAAGAGCUGAACAAGAUAUGGUCAUCUGCCCUUCCACCAAAUCCAUGUCUGUAGUACUUCUGACUCCUCUUGGAUUUAUCCACUGGCAGUGUUCACAGCAAUAGCGUGUUUUAAAAGAGCAAUUGCAUUCAACAAGAACAACAAAAAAACUGUACUGUACUUCUGCUUCAAUUAAUUUCUUUAUUUCUGUCUUAGAUUUUUCAACAUGUUUUAACCUACUCUGAAGGACCCAACAGCCACGUCUACUGUGGUAUCAUUCCGUUGUAGUUGGUACAGGGAACUGAAAGAUUGGAUUGUGGGAACUUCCUUGAAACUUAAGAAAUUAGCCUGAGGCAGGUGGAAGGCUUGAGUCCCAAAAGUUCUACAAAGUAAUGUGAUGCAAAGAAUUGUGGCCUGUCUUUUCUGUUCUCUAAUGUGUUAUUAAAUAUGAAUAGUUCAGAGUGUUUUGCAGGGAAUAAGCAGUGGUUUCACUGGCAAGUCUUUGCUAACCUAAAUCUGUGAUAAAAAGCAAAUGUGAAGCUGGAAAUUUAAUAGAAUUCCACAGAUUGCUUAACAGAUGCCUCAGAACUUUGAUAAGAUUUCUGCAAGGACGUGCAUAGCCGCUUUUGACUUAUACUGUUGGAUCUUUUGUUAGAUUCAGAGGAAGUCUCUGUUUUGUUUUUUAAUGGUUUUUAUAGUUCCUCAAUGGAAGAGGUGUUGAAGACAGCCACCAGCACUGGGGGAGCAUGGAGACAAAAUAGUCACAUAUUGACACCUUCAAAAAAAUACUGAGCACACGGAUGGAAAUGAAGAGCUUGAACCAUCACUUCAGCAUGGCAGCAGCUGAAUCCGACAAGGACUCCGGAUACUCAGAUGGCAGUUCAGAGUGCCUAAGUGCUAUGGAGCAUACUGACUCUGAGGAUGUCCUGAAUGCGCUGUGUUGGAAUGCAGAGGAUGGGCCUUGGCCUUGCCCUGUGAGCACGAGCAGCUCCUUUCCUGCACUUUCUCCUAUGGUUGUAAUGAAAAAUGUUCUAGUAAAGCAGGGGAGUUCAUCCCAGCUCCAGUCUUGGACUGUCCAGCCAUCCUUUGAAGUGAUUCCAGCUCAGCCACAGCUGGUAUUUCUUCACCCAUCAAUCCCACCUCCCAUUAACCCUCACCCUGUCGGGAAAAAGAGAAACGAUCCCACUAACUACCUGCCCAUCCUGAACUCUUAUCCCAAAAUAGCACCACAGCCCUGUAAGAGAGACCACUCCUUCGAUCUAGAGGAACAUCAGGAAACCAGUUGCCAUAAACGACUCUGCACAGAAGCAUCUAAAAUGGAGACUUCUCCUAUAUCAAGGAGCACAGGUUUGUCUACUACUAGUCCUUUUGCCCAUCUACCAGUUAGCUUUAAGGCUCCUCAAGAUUCUAACCAGCAAAGUUCUUCAAGCUUGAUGACAACUGGAAAAGUGUCAAAUCUUCCUGGUUUACAUCGCGUUUCUGCUGACACUCCAAAAGUUCCAGGUUUGGCUUCUCUUUUGCCUUUUGGAACUCUACAGACAGCAAAGUGCACUCCUCAUGAGAAUGAGAGUGCAUCACAAACUACAAUGCAGUCUGCAGUGUGGAGCCUGCCACUGAUACCAGAAGAGACUUGCACUACCCCCGAGCUGCUUUUGCAACAGCAAAGUAAGUGCAGACGCUUUCAGAAUACACUCGUUGUGCUACGCAGGUCAGGAUUGCUAGAGAUCACUUUAAAAACCAAGGAGCUCAUUCAUCAGAACCAGGUGACUCAAGCUGAGCUGGACAGACUGAAGCACCAAACACAACUUUUCAUAGAGGCAAUAAAGAACAAUGCUCCACAGUCAUGGGCAGAGCUAGAAGCAUCGCUAACAGGUUCAGAUAAAGCUAAUAGCAACCUUGAAGACUCCACUUAUCCAAACAUGUAGUAAAAUGGUACAUAGAUGUUAAGUUAUUCCUGUGCCUCCUAUUUCCUGUCUCAAGCUUUUACUUGAACGUUCUGAGUCCAAGAUGUGCAAGGUGGCAUGCCAUUCACAGCUUGUCUUUACAGCCACCCGUGGGACUGGGAUUGGGACAGCACAGUGGGAUCUUGGCCAGAUGACUACUCGCUACUCCAGUAUGACCUUGAACUCCAUGCUAACUCUAUACUGUCUUGGACUUCGGAAGCUUGGAUGUGCUCUGCUGGCAUGCUCCCAUUCUUGCUGUGAGAAGACAGUCAUUUGCAGAAUUCUGCAAGCAAGUCUUUUCCUAUUCCCAUCUUCAGAUUGUCAGUUCUGAGAGUGGCAUGGCAAAACAGUCCCCAGUAUUGGGCUAUCACCAGUUGCAGGAAGGGAGUUGGUGUGAGGAGAAGAUCAGUUUGGUGGGGUGCUAUCAGACUGUUGCUGUCGAUAGAGAGUCUUGCUUUUGGGGUUACAGUUGUUUUGAAUUAGUGCAGAUCUGCUUGUGGUGAAGCAACAUUCUGUAUUUAUUGCAAUCUUUGACCAAACUGACAAGAGUCUUAGGAGCCCGCUGACUUGAUUUUGUUGAGCAUAUGUUGGAUUUUGGUCUGUAAAGAUGAAUGAAGGAGAAUUGCACUGGAAGUGUUUGUUUCAAAGCUGUAUUUAUUUGCACUUCCCGUUAGUGACUAAAAAGUGUACGGAGCAAAAGGCUUUAGAUUUUCUUGGUAGAAUGCAGAGGCAUUUUUAAACAUUGUGCAAGAAAGACACUUGUUCACCAGAGCUAAUUUGGCAAGACUAGUUAAAUGUUAUUUUAUCCAUAUAUCUUUCGUUUAUGAGGCUAAACUUUUUUUUUUUUUUUCUUUGAAAUUGCUCCCAGUCUUGUUCAGCAUCUGCAUCAGUGACCUUGAUGAUGAGGGGAUAGUGUCCACACUCAGCAAGUUUGCUGAUGAUAUGAAGCUGGGAGGAAGCACACCAGAAAGCUGUGCUGCCAUUCAGCAAGACCCGGGCAGACUGAAGAGUUGGGCAGGGAGGAACUAGAUUAGGUUUAAUAAGAGCAAGUGUAGAGUCUUGCACCUAAGGAGGAAUAACCACAUGCACCAGUACAGGUUGGGGGAUAACCUGCUGGAGAGCAGCUCUGCAGAAAGGGACCUGGGACUCUGCAGUGUGCCCUGCAAGAAUGCCAGUGGUGUCCUUGGAUGCCCUAAAAGGAGUGUGGCCAGCAGGUCAAGGGAGGUGGUCUUCCCCCUCUACUCUGUCCUAGUGAGGCCUCAUCUGGAGCACUGCGUCCAGUUCUGGGCUCCCCAGUACAGAAAAGACAGGGAUCUGUUGGAAAGAGUCCGGCAGAGGGCCGCUAAGAUGACAGAGCGCUUGAAGCACCUCUCUUAUGAGGAAAGGCUGAGCAACCUAUGUCUGAAAAAAGAAGGCUGAGAGGGGUUUGAUCAAUGUCCUUAAAUAUCUAAGGUGCUGGAGGCAAAGGGACAAGGCCAGACUCUUUGCAGCAGUGGCGAUAGGAUGAGGGGGAAUGGCCACAAACUGAAGCUUAGGAAGUUACACACAGAUGUGUUGAAAACUUCUUCACGGAAAGGGUGAAGUGACGGAGCACUGGAACGGGCUGCUUGGAGACACUGAAGCCUCCUUCUCUGGAAAUGUUUAAGACCUGCCUGGAUGCCUACCUGUGGAACCUGGUCUAGGGAGCCUGCUUUGGCAGGAGGGUUGGUCUAGAUGAUCUUUAGAGGUCCCUUCCAGCCCCUACAAUUCUGUGAAUCUAUGAAAUCAAUUGUUAAGAAUGAAAAAAAGGAGAGAAGUGAGAGUAGAGGGGGCCCAUGAGAAAACAAGUCCUCCCAUCUCCCUCCCCUCCUUUUUUUUGUUACUGAGAGAAAUUGAGUGAAUAUGUGUACUUAAAAAUAACUAAAUAAAAAGAUGUCAACUUGGAAAAUCUUGCUGAAAGUUUUAUCUGCUUGAGUUUGAAGUUAAACAAAACCAUUUUUGUCCAUGUAACUGUGUCUCAUCCCUAGCCUGCUUGACAUUAAAUGUAGUUAAGGGCUAACAUCUUAUGCAGUGUUAUUAGCAGACAUCUGCAGUUGUCAGUUGCAAAAGCUAUUCUACAGAUGUCAGUUUAUCUAGACACUUUUGUCAGUCCCUCCAGUAAAAAGGGUCUGUUUGUUUGCUUUUUACCAGAGGCAGGCUGUAUAAACGAACUGAGAACGUCUCUUCCUAUGAGGGAUAAGAAAUCUGGAUUGAUUAUAGCGUGUUCAUUUCCACUUGAAAAUGCUUUCCAAAAAGUGUGCCAUAUAGAUUUCUGGGUAUUUUGAUGCUCUGAUCACUUCAUUUCAGAUUCCUAAAAGAGGUACUUGAAAUUAUAGUAGAACUCUCGCUAGUUUGUGGUUAGACCCCUUCAUUUUCUGAUGCCUUUGGGAAUUAAGAUUAGAGAAGGCUGUGGAGAAUGCUGUUCUAGACUUCCUAAAAUACACUCAGUAGAAAAGGUGCAAGAGAUUUCCCUGUAAUAAGGGGUUUCCCCCUAUUUAGGGAAAAACCAACGUAAAGAAAUGCUGUAGAUGUCUCAUGUGGAGGAGAAAUGGGAGUCAUGUUUUCCCUAGCCAGAGGCCUAGAGAUAAAUUUUGUGUUAGGGUUCCCCAUAAAGCCCUUUAUGAGCUGUAACAAACUAAUAGCAGUGCGUUUCAUUGUUCAUCCUGUUCUCCUGCUGAACUGCUGUGCUGCUGCUCCUGUAGCACGGUACAUAGGAAUAUACUGAGACGGAUUUUUGAAGACUAUAUGGUGUUUUCACUAUAACUGUGCAUAAUAGGAUAUCCCAACUUGCAGCACAGCAAUAUCAAAAUUGAACCAGAGAAACCAAAAGGCAGGAAAGCAGCAUAAUACAGUGUAACAAUGUAGGACGUAACUAGCUCUUCCAGAACUGCAUGUGAUAUCUGCAUUAAAUGACAAUUGUUGGGUGGGUAGAUAAGGUGGGGCCCUGUGCCAUUUGUGUAAGAAUCCCAGAGGAUAAGAGCUUCUUAGAGGAAGGAGUAGGAGGCAGUUCCAUUGAUCUGAUACCUUUAAUAGUCUUAGAGGUGUAGUAUGCGAAAGUGCAUAGGAUAUCUAUUCUAUUUUUCUUAGCAUUCUUAUUCUGUCUAUCAAUUAUAGAGAGGAAUAGGAAGUUCAGAAUGUGUUAAUAGGAAGUGAUUGUCUUCCUAGAAAACACGAUGGAUUCAGGUUUUCUCUAGAGAUGAAAGGAGGUAAGAAAAAUGAAGUUGAAUUCCAGCUGUAUAUGAUGAGUGAGUACACCGGUGACCUCUUAAAUGAUUCUGUGUCAUUACUUCGAAGGGACCUUCAAAGAUCAUCGAGUCAAACUGCCUAACUGCUUCAGGGCUAACUGAAAGCUAAAGUAUGUUAAUGAGGGCAUUAUCCAAAUGUCUUUUCUAAUAUUUCUAGCAUGGGGUACCAUCCCCCUCGUAGAGAUUUCCUCUUGUUCCACUGUUUGACCACCCUUACAGUAAAGAAAUUUUUUAUUUACUAUUUGAUCUCCUUCCUAUUUCUGUUGCUCUGUUGGAGUAUAGGGAAUGGAAAACCUGGCCUUGCACUGACAAAAAACUUGGCCUGGCACUUUGGCUUAGGGAACCUCUAGCUGGUAAAACUCUCUCAUAGUCCUCUCAGCACCACGUACAUUUUUCCCUGACAACACCAAGAGUGAGCUGAAGUGUAUGCUUAUAGCUGAUAGGCAUUUCAAAUGGUUAAUCUGUAUAAGUAUGUAUUUGAUAAAUCUGGAAUAAUGUCCAGCAGCUGGUUAGAAAUCUACUGGGCAUCAGUGCAGAUUUAAAGAGGUUUUGCUGAACUAGAAAAACUCCUAGAGCUCUGUAUGGGUAAGGCCAGGGCCCCAUAGGAGCUGUAUCCCUAGACAAAUUUUGCUUCAAAAUUUGCAGUUACCAUAAAGGAUUUUGAAGGCCCUAAUAACAGAUGCAUUGUCAGAUAUCUUUCUGUUCAGUUUCUCUUAGCUGCCUUUAUUCCGAGAAGUCCUUUAAACAGUAAGGACUUUCCUUUCUUGGCUGCAAUUUAAUAAAACAGCAUAGCUCUGGUGCUCUUUUGAGGAAAAUUAGUUGACUGUAUUAGAGCAAGAGUAGAUGUUGAUUCUGGGCAGGGAUCUGGAAGCGGUCCAGUGGAGAUGAGCAGAAACAUUAACCUCUUUAAUUGGAAACAUGCAAGCAGUAAACUUAGAAGGCUUUUUUUGUUUUGUUUUGUUUUUUGUUUUUUUUAACUUUAAAAGUGGCAAGACAAGUUGGUCUAAAGCACGUGUCCCAGUCUAAAAAGUCAGUGAGAUGGUCUGCUGGGGCUUCAGUUCCUGCUACAAUUAGCAAGCAGAGUAUCUUCGUGGCUCAGGCAAACUGCUGUUUUUCUAUUGAGGUUAAAUAAACAUUGGUAUUUUUGAUUACUUUUGCUACAUAUUUUUGAAGAUCUACUGCUCUAGUUGGAAUGUAAACUUUUUCUGUACCUUUUGAGUUCAUUGUCAGCUUUGAAUACAGUAGCCUAAGAGCCCUGUUAUAAAACAUGACCUUUUUGUUAAAUCUUUACAGAAAUAGACUGUGAAAUAUGAAUCAAAUAAAGUAUAUAGUUGAAAAAUAUAUGGCUUGGUCUAGUGCUGUUGAGCUGCCAAGUCCUUGAUUCCAAAUCAUGCUUUACUUAUUUCCACAAGACCAUGUUCCCCAUGUGGGAAAGUGCAAAUCCAAAAGUGGUACUAUGAUUUCUUACUGAAGAGUGACAUGUGAGCUUUAACAGUGUAUGUGAAUUAAAGGAUUUCUGGGAGGAGCCUGACUCAAAGUGGCCUGUACAGAACUCUAAAAAUAUAUUGCAGUGUGUGACCAUUGCCAUAGAUUUGUCGUGAAAACUUGGAAGAAUUUUUCAGUUUCUUAACUGUUACUUCCACGUGAUGACUGUACAUUAUACUCACUGUCUGUGCAGGGCGAACUCCUACACUAGCUUAAUCUGCCAGCCAGAUAUGCGUAAGGUCUGAAUUGUGAAGGGUAUGGAUAGUUUGUUACCAAAAGGAUUACUUGGGUGAAAAAAUUUAGUCCCUUUCUUGGCGGAGAAUGCUCAUCAACUAAAUCUGUAUCCCAGAUUUUCAAUAAAACAGGUUUUUCAAAA
Messenger RNA from Tympanuchus pallidicinctus (lesser prairie-chicken), 9327 nucleotides. It is a transcript of the gene CIPC, whose product is annotated as CLOCK interacting pacemaker. Lineage: Eukaryota; Metazoa; Chordata; Aves; Galliformes; Phasianidae. The coding region runs from base 3061 to 4185 and encodes 374 amino acids. Gene Ontology annotation, cellular component: nucleus. The record is from RefSeq and is a predicted model, not a curated record. The transcript has 3 exons. Gene Ontology annotation, biological process: negative regulation of DNA-templated transcription; negative regulation of circadian rhythm.